GCGCGCGCGCCGCGGAGAAGCAGGGCCCCCUCGCCCCCGCCCCUUCCCACGCGCCGGCCCCGCGCCCCCGCGCCCCUACUCGCGAGCCCAGGCGACAUGCAAAUGAGAGGUGGGAACUGGCUCGGAGAAGUAAAGCCACUUGUUAGUUAAUGGCAGCGCUGGAGUCACAUGCCCAACUAAGGAACCCCACGUCUCUUGGAUCCAUUUCUUCUCACUCGCCAGGCCUUUGGGGUCCAUCAGAUCUGGUUCACGUCGUGGCCCUGCCCCUUCCCGGCAGAGGGAGCUUGGGCAAUUGACUUGGCCUUCCUGUGCCUUGGUUUCCCGGUUUGCAAAGUCGCGGUGGUCUACCCGUAAUUCAGACGUUUGGUGUGAGGCUUAGCUACCCACCCUGAUGAUAAGUGCUAACGUUUCCUAAGCACUUCUGUAUACACAGCACUUUAUGUUGUUAUCUUUAGGGCAAGUCUGUGUGAGUGGGUGGAAAUACCAUUUUCCAAAAGGCCGAGCUAAGGCCCAAAGAGGGGAGCACCUUGCCCAAGGCUACACGGAGAGGAAACAACAGACUCAGGAAUUGAACCUAGAACCUCUGGAGCCCGGCUCCAAUUUCCAGAGCCAAGCCCCCUGCCGCUCAAUGGACACCUCCAGCCCAGACGCGUGGCCUUCGCCUUUCCCCAGGGAGGAAGAGAAACCUCUGGCCUUACCUCCUCCUGUUCCCCAGGGCCACCGAGGCCAACGUCCUGCGGGGGCCACCUCCUCCAAUCAGACCCUCAAGACCACCCUCCCUCGCAAGCGGGGCCGCCCCCCCAAGUCAGGGCAGGAGCCCCCAGUGGCGCAGGGGGUCACCGCCCCAGUGGUCAGCGAUGGUGGCAGUGACCUCCUGUUGAUCGAUGAUCAGGGGGUACCCUACACAGUCUCUGAAGGGUCUGUGGCGAGUGGGCCUGAGAGCUCCAGCCCUAAGAAAGCCCCGCACUUCUGCCUGGUGUGCCUUCGGGCCUUCCCCUACCUCUCCGACCUGGAGCGCCACAGCAUCUCUCACUCAGAGCUGAAGCCGCACGAGUGCAAGGAUUGCGGCAAGACCUUCAAGCGGUCCAGCCACCUGCGGCGGCAUUGCAACAUCCAUGCCGGGCUUCGGCCCUUCCGCUGCCCGCUCUGCCCACGCCGCUUCCGGGAGGCAGGCGAGCUGGCCCACCACCACCGCGUCCACUCUGGGGAGCGCCCCUACCAGUGCCCCAUCUGCCGGCUGCGUUUCAUGGAGGUCAACACGCUGCGGCGCCAUAUCAAACGCAAGCACCCCGAGGCCAUGGAGGUACCCCUGUGUCUUCCGGACCCAGAGCCUGAACCACUGUGGGAUGACGACGGCAUCCCAGCCACGGCAGAGGCGGAGGAGGAGGGGCUGGAGGGGAAAGAGCUGGCCUGCCCCAGGCCUCCGGCCACCGCUCCCCAGGCUGGGAUUAGAGCUGGGAGUCGGGCUGGUGCUGGGCCUGAGCAGGGAGGCCCGGACACCCUCACAUCUAGUGGUCUUCCCAUUGUGGGAGGGGGUUGGGGGUGCGGACCUCAACUUCUGGAUCCUGCUGCCUUCUGCCACCCUCCCCCGGACUGACAGGCCUUUGGAGGCAGGGGCUGUGGAAAUAAAUCUCUGCCUAUUGGC
This is a messenger RNA of Phacochoerus africanus (Common warthog), 1645 nucleotides long. RefSeq names its product zinc finger protein 524 (gene ZNF524). Gene Ontology annotation, molecular function: DNA-binding transcription factor activity; RNA polymerase II cis-regulatory region sequence-specific DNA binding. Gene Ontology annotation, cellular component: nucleus. The record is from RefSeq and is a predicted model, not a curated record. Gene Ontology annotation, biological process: regulation of transcription by RNA polymerase II. NCBI's taxonomy places the organism in Eukaryota, Metazoa, Chordata, Mammalia, Artiodactyla, Suidae. The transcript is spliced from 3 exons. Bases 440 to 1597 code for a protein of 385 amino acids.